Kwoniella botswanensis is the source of this 1176-nucleotide messenger RNA. Its product is annotated as chlorophyll synthesis pathway protein BchC. Gene Ontology annotation, molecular function: L-iditol 2-dehydrogenase (NAD+) activity. The record is from RefSeq and is a predicted model, not a curated record. The transcript has 9 exons. Gene Ontology annotation, biological process: D-sorbitol catabolic process. NCBI's taxonomy places the organism in Eukaryota, Fungi, Basidiomycota, Tremellomycetes, Tremellales, Cryptococcaceae. The coding region runs from base 1 to 1176 and encodes 391 amino acids.
AUGUCAUCUCACGCUGUGCUUCCUCAGGGUGAGCCCCAUCCAGCAGAUUUCAAGCCCAAGGACAAUCCAGCUUUCAUUCUGUACGAUAAGUUGAAGACGGGUUAUGAAGAGCAACCCAUUCCUGAGCUUGGUCCUGAUGAAGUACUCAUCGAAAUAAAGAAGACCGGUAUAUGUGGUUCGGAUGUACACUUCUACAACACUGGUGCGAUGGGUUUAGUCGCCCUAGAAGAACCAAUGUGUCUAGGUCACGAAUCGGCCGGUAUAAUCGUCCAACUUGGAUCCAACAACGUAGUGGGUAAAGGUGCUUUGCAGCUGGGUGAUAAAGUCGCUUUGGAACCGGGUGUCACUUGUAGGAUGUGUACGGAUUGCCGAGGUAAGCGUAGUAUCUGCGAGCAUAUGGUAUUCGCUGCCUAUCCACCUUCUAGGGGAGGUACAUUGCAACGAUACUACAAACUUCCCGCAGAUUUAGUCUACCGACUUCCUUCUUCUGUGGCAUUAGAAUACGGAGCUAUGAUGGAACCUCUUUCCGUAGCGGUCCAUGCAGUGGCCAACAAAGGCGGCAUGAAGACAGGGUACAACGUUCUGAUCUUCGGUGCUGGACCGGUGGGACUGCUUGCCAUGGCAGUAGCGAAGGGGAUGGGAGCGAAUAGGAUCGUAGCAGUGGAUAUCAAUAAGGAGAGAUUGGAUUUUGCGAAAGGGUAUGCAGCUACGGACGUUUAUAUUCCGACCAAGCAGAACGAGAACGAAACCAGACCUCAAUAUUCUGUCAGAGCCGCUGCCGACCUCUUGUUAUCUUUGGGUAUACCAGCUAGAGGCCCAGGAUCGAUUGACUUGGUAGUUGAUGCGACAGGUGCAGAAGUCUGUAUACAAAUGGGUCUAAACGCCGUUAAACCUGGAGGAACAUACGUCCAAACUGGAUUCGGUCCACCAGAUAUUCAGAUCCCAAUGUUCAGAGUAACUACCAAUGAGAUUGUCAUCAAAGGUGGAUGGAGGUAUGGCAAUGGCGAUUAUCCCCUCGCGAUCGACUUGGUGAAUCGAGGACUAGUAAAUCUCCAACCUCUGUUAACUCACACUUUCAAAUUCAAAGAUGCGUUAGAAGCUUUCGAAAUUACUAAAGCUGGUAAAGACAAGGAUGGGAAAUUCGUCAUUAAAUGUGUGAUUGAUGGGCCGGAAUGA